AUGAACCUCAUCUACUCCCGCUCGUGCCUCGCCAUCAUCGCAUCCGCCGGAUCGGGGCCUGAGUAUGGACUACCAGGGGUCGGCAAGACGGCGCGGCAGUUGCCCCAGACCUUCCGAUGCGGGUCACAUGUGCUACGACACUGGCUUUACCGGCCUUGGGUCCGGAAACAAAUCCGAUUUUCGACGUGGAAUUCGCGGGCGUGGACUUUCCAGGAGGCAGCAUUGUCCCCGAGACGCCUGUACUUCACCGACUACUUUGCCCUGUUCGAGGCCGGCGACCACAGGGACCGCGGGCUGGAGAGCUGUAUCGAGGGCUCGACGGACUGUCGGUCCUCGCUUUUCAUGCCCGCUUGGCGUUUUGACAUGAACGAGUUGUGGUACGUGUCGACCUACGUCCACAGAUGUCUUUCGGUAGAAGCGGACGUGUUUUGCGCGUUCCAGGGUUUCCAGACGCACCUCAACGACGUCAGCUCCGACACUUACCUCAUGUACGGGCUCGAAGUCGAUACGAAAGAAUGCGAUCUUUCGCGAGCUUUAUGGUGGUGUAUCCCUCAUCCCAUCGAACGCCUUCAAGAGCGGCGGAAAGCCCCGAGCUGGACGUGGCUAGGAUGGCGAAUCUCAUCCAAGUGGCCGCACGCAGCUUGGUGGGUCGUCAAUUCGUUUUAUCUCGGGGCAUCAGUCCGAUAUGUCGGAUCCGCGAAGCUGUCUCUUGUGUACGAUGAUGACUACGUCUUUCCGUGGGGCACCAUGACAAGGGAACAGAUGGUCAAGUUGACCAGUGACCGAGACGACGGGUCCAUCAAAUCCUUGAUCGCGAACGGUUGGACGUUCAGCGUCCAGGACCUCUUGUCACCGCCGCCUGAAGACGACUCUAUCAAUCCGUUCAAAGAGGAUAAUCCGGAUGCGCGGGACAAGCUGGCCAGACCCAGUCUUGUCGAAAAGCUGGAGCGCGCGUUUGCGUUUUACGGCCUACAUGCAGACCAGAUAUCUGACCCCCGCAAGGCCCUCUGUCUCGUUUUGGGGAGCGUACACCUUGCCCAGGGCAAGCCGUCAGAUAUCGUUUCCGAGAAUCCCGGUUUGCUCAUCUUGGUCGUGGCGUCGACGGACCAGGGCGAAACGUGGCAGCGCGUCGAGGCGUUAUACGUCGAGGGGAAGACGGAGUUGGUAGAUUGCCAAUGGGCGGCUUUCGGGUGGGUGAAGCGCAAGCUCAGGAUUUACUAA
Messenger RNA from Colletotrichum truncatum, 1221 nucleotides. RefSeq lists its product as uncharacterized. The record is from RefSeq and is a predicted model, not a curated record. NCBI's taxonomy places the organism in Eukaryota, Fungi, Ascomycota, Sordariomycetes, Glomerellales, Glomerellaceae.